Messenger RNA from Globicephala melas (long-finned pilot whale), 3924 nucleotides. RefSeq names its product putative methyltransferase-like protein 21E. Gene Ontology annotation, molecular function: protein-lysine N-methyltransferase activity. Gene Ontology annotation, biological process: peptidyl-lysine methylation. The record is from RefSeq and is a predicted model, not a curated record. NCBI's taxonomy places the organism in Eukaryota, Metazoa, Chordata, Mammalia, Artiodactyla, Delphinidae. Gene Ontology annotation, cellular component: cytosol; cytoplasm.
UCCUUCCUAAUUUGAAAUGUCUUCUGCUUCAGUCUUCUCUGACAGCUUUCUACUAAAAUCAACACUGACUUCCACAUAAACUCAAGUCUUUUCUUAAUGCUUCUUUUCUCUGGAGGUAUUUAAAGCAGAACGCUUUUGGGGAAGGGUUGGGGAGAGAGACAUUAACUUUUUCUUGUUAUUCUCAUUUCUCAAAGCUACUUAUAAUUGGGAGUUUUCUGCAUAUGUGUUUGUAGGUAGAAAAGCAGUAGUUUUUCUAAAAUUUAAUUUUGUUGCCUUUCAUAGGUAAUUGACAUUUGUCCUGCACUGCAGUAGCUGGGGUGAAGGCUAAGCUGCUGUAGCAAAGAGAUGUUCACAUGCAGUGGCCUAAACGCUGGAACGUUACCUCUCAGUCAACAGUCUGGCCAGUCUGAGCUGGUAAGGCAGUUGUGCACCUUGAUGUCAUUCAGGGUCCCAGGUUCAGCCAUCCCCUAGGCUGCUGUACUGCUUCAGUGGUCUAUACCGGGUCACGGCUACAUCUGCGUUUCAACCUGCUGGAAGAGGAAAGAACCAGAGUCCUUGGAUGAGGAAGCCAAGAAACACACUGAGUCAAUGCCUAAAAAUCACAGACUAAUUAUGGACAGGAAUGACUAAAAUCAGGCUCCCAGACCACUAGUCCUGUCCGAUACAUUAACGUGACCUCCGUCUAUCAUGGUAUGUGAAGUAUUUCUUAGAAGCUGUACCCACACUCCUAAGUUUAACUUUACAAUAUUGCUCGAUUUCAUUACCUGUAAUAACUUCUUAUUCAGGCUAUUUUCAGUGAUCGGGGGAAUUAAUUUGUGCUCUGAGAUGCAGCCCUAAAUGCACAUGAGCAGGUGCACAGGCGACAUACACCCUCAGCCUUCCUAUUCACUCUGAGUAGGAAGGAACUGUGGAAAUAUAAUUCCUGCGUCCAGAUCACUGCUGCACACACACUCUCAAACAUUCUGGUGUGGUUGUCUGAUUCUAAAAAUAGUGUUUGUACCCAGACAGGUGACCUGAAAAACACAUGGCCUCCGUUUCACAGGACGUCAUAGCUGUGGACUCUUAAAUAACUCCUGGCAUCAAAGUUAAAAAUAAUCGCUUUGCCCUGAUAGCCUUCACUCACUUGCAGGAAUGUUUUUACUUACCUGUUGGCUCUUGCUCUGUUCACGAGACACUCACGUGGAAUGUGCCUACUUACAUUUUUCAACCCCCUUAUUUAUGGGCGUUCCAACCUCACUGCUGUAUGAUCAGAGGCUGUGAAGCUACAGCUGUCAGGAUUAGUUCUCUGUGAGGACUCGCUGCCAGUGUGUACAGUAGUAAACUGCGUGCUUUGGUGCUCGCCUUUCAGGCACCAUCAGAGGUCUCAUCAGCAAAGCAAAAGUGGUGGAUGAUACUUUUUAACCGUCUAGAAACUCAGCUAACUCAUAUAUAUAGGUAUGUCCAGACUUAACAUUUAAUAAAUGUUGACCUUCAGGUAGGCACGUGUCAUAAAGACUGCUUUCUUUAAUGGAAGAGAAACUAAAUUGGGAACAAAGUGGGUGACCACUUGGGCUACUGUUUAGCCAUGUAACCUUUGAUUUUUCUCGUUUGUAAACUGUAGGGAAAACAGUUUGUCUCCUAAUUUACUGAGCAUAUUGUAAAGAAAAACGUGUUGAUUAUGAAAUGUGUUUUGGGAGCCUUAGAAGAAAGGAAUGAAUAUAAGUUCAUGGUAGUACAGUGAUUAUUAAAUGAUUCAAAACCUGAUACCUAGAACAUCAAAUUGUUGUUUUCCAAAGUUGGAAUUACAGCUUAUUUAAGCUUAUUCACAUGAUAUGCUCUGCUUGAGAGGCAUAAAAUACUUGAAUUUCUUUAAUUUUAAAUGUGUUUGCUGAGAUUGUAUGGAUUUCUUUUUAAAGAAGAAGCUACUUAAAAAAACCAUCUGGUGGUUGGGCUCUUUGCCCCUGGGUACAUGCUGAUGACCACGGAUGAGAGCGACUCUGCAUCUAUUACUAUGUGGGAAGCUUUGUUUUAGAUUAAUGCUAUGGUUUUCACUACACUGAAUGAAACCCAUUCUCUCCCAAUGUUUCAAUCACCUCUUAAGUUUUAGGAUCGCUCUCCGACUAGUCAGUAUAAAGAUGAUGCCUUGCUUCAUGAUAGCUGAGGUGGUCUCUGGUGAAGAACAUGUUUUCUUUUUCCAGGAGCUUCUAAAAUUUCUGACCCUGAAUUUUGGUUGUACUAGAUAGAUUGCAUUUCAGUGCACUCUUUUUAAAAUCAUGAUUUAUUAAUAAGAUAUUUUAAUAUAAUUUUCUCUGCUGUAUCUGAUGUUAAACUUUAUUAGGUAAAUAUGAAAGCACUUAACACACAUUUUGAAUUAAUUAUUACCAUUUGAUAUUUUAAUGUAUUAUUUGCCUAGUUUUCAAGAAAUGAUCAAGAAAGCAUCAAUAUAUAGCCAUCCCUUAGUUCAUCGCUUAAUGGAUCUCAAAGCUCAAAAAGGUUGCCUACUCUUGCCAGCGGCGGCUCUCCGGCUGUUAGCACAAGUAGCAGUGUGUUAUAAAGAACACUCCUCAGGGUCUGCAGCCUUGGAACAGUUCGGUUCCUUCAGGAAGCAGAUGCCAGAAUGGGAUUUAACAUGCGCGAGAUUUAUUGGAGGAAAUGUCUGUGGAGGGUAAAGGAGGAAGGAGCAGAAGAAGGCCGGGAGAGCCUUCGCAUCACUGCAGGUCCAGGGCUGUUCAAAGAUGCCUCUUCAUCUUAAAGCUCCCAGUCCCUUCUUUGGAGUAACAAUCUUACUUUCUCAGUUCACAGUGAUGUCACCAUUCUGCGAGAACAGAGAAGCCGAUGAUGACAGGAAAGUGGUUGCAGAGAUCAUGCAGAGGUGUUUCGUUCCAACUUUAGUAACAGCCAUCUCCUGGGAGGGAUUUCAUUUCGUUGGUCAUGAGAUUCGGAUUACUGAAGCCAUGGAUUGUUACGGUGCUGUUGUUUGGCCAUCGGCCCUUGUUCUAUGCUAUUUUCUGGAAACAAAUGUAAAGCAGUAUAACAUGGUUGACAAAAAUGUGAUUGAAAUUGGAGCUGGAACAGGGUUAGUCUCCAUCGUGGCAAGUUUACUUGGUGCACAUGUGACUGCCACAGAUUUACCUGAGUUACUUGGAAACCUGCAAUAUAAUAUUUCCCAAAACACCAAAAUGAAAUGUAAGCAUUUGCCUCAGGUUAAAGAGCUCUCCUGGGGUGUAGCUUUAGACAAGAACUUUCCCAAGGCUUCCAGCAACUUUGACUACAUCCUGGCGGCCGAUGUUGUCUAUGCUCAUCCAUUUCUGGAAGAACUCCUCAUUACUUUUGACCAUCUGUGCAAAGAAACCACCGUCAUCCUCUGGGUCAUGAAAUUCAGGUUGGAGAAGGAAGAUAAAUUUGUAGAUAGAUUUAAGGAGUUGUUUAACCUGGAGGAGAUUUCCAGUUUCCCUAGCCUGAAUAUUAAGUUGUAUAAAGCUAUGAAGAAAAAUUGGAGGAGUGCAUGAUAUCCUCAGAGGAGGACUUGGAAAGGGAAGGCAAUUUCUAGUGAUUAUUAUUGCUUUAACAAAAAACCUGGAUGAUCUGAUAUAGCUGACUUUCCCAAGGGGACACACACACACACACACACACACACACGCACGCGCACACACACACACGUGCACACGCACCUUGCCCCAGACAGGGAUUUUCCCAGAUAUAGCACACAGGUGUAUAGGAUGGCAAAGCCAUUCUGUGUGGUAAUUGGUUAGGACAAUGUCUGCUUUCCUUAUCUUUCUAUAGUACUAUUUAUAAUUAUUAUCAUCUUAAUAAAUGGUGCAAUUAUUGUUAAUGUAUAACUGUAGAAUGAUGGUUUUUAAUAAUAGUAUGUCUAAAAUGUUUUAAACAUAAGCUUAUGUGAUUCUCUCUUUAGAAAUAAUGAAAUGGACUAUAGUGGGCUCUACA